ACAGCUCAGGUUUAGUGAAGAGAAUAAUUGGAGGGCGGUCUCACACUCCAGUACAGUAGGUGGCGGUGUAUGCACCUUUCAGUUGGUUGCGAUCCGUCAAUACAAACGUAAAUAAGUAAUAAGCGGAAGUGAGUAGUGAUCAAGAACAAUUUCUACGUUAGCGUUUUUAUUUUUUAGACAUUUUUUAACUCCCUGGAACUCAAUCCGAUUCAUUUUAACUGCAAAACAACACGUACUUAACUCGGGUAGUCUUUAAUUCGCGUUGGAGACAGGACUUGGUUGUUAGAUGUUUUCUAGGUAACGCUAGCUAGCUGCUAACGAUACUAGUAAACAAUGGCUAUCGAUAUGGUUUUUCACACUCAAAUAGCCUCGAUUAUGGAAGUGCUUGCGAAUGCAGCCGUGGCAGAGAUCUGUAAACUCGUAGACGACGACUAUGCAGUCUUGCGUUUGGAAAUGUCUCAAAGCCAGAAAGAAAACAGGGGAUUGCGGAGGAAACUACAGCUACUGGAACUGAAGGUGGCACGGGAGCGCGCAGAGAGGACAAUACGAGAGCGCGCCCUUGCCAUUCGUCCCAGUAGUGUCAAGAUCCUCGACCGAUACAGAGGAAUGGCAAGAGGUGAAGGACAUCUCACUGUAGGCCACAGGAGCUUUGUGAAGCCAGCGGGACACAAUACAUGGAGAGAUGACCAACCCAUAGCUAUAGAUGAGGGGACUGGAACCUCAACCCAGCAUGUUAUCGUGAUAGAGAUCGCAGAUCAGACCCAGACAGACUGGGGAAACUGGGCUGUCAUCCUGCUCCUGGCUCAGUAUUUACCGGUAUUUCGCCAGAGCCAGAGGAUGGUUUAUUCCCGUGAUGAUGGAAGAGGAAGGUCCAAAGGUGCUGCUGGUGAAGGAGGAGGGUCUGGGGAACCCUGAGGGGACCAUGGUCAUGGAGGACAACCAGACUACACCUCCUCCUGAACCCACAGAGGAACCAGCUGAGCAGCACAGGACCACACACAGUCUCACUGAGUCAGUAGACAUGGAGGAUGGGAAGCUUGAUCUGCUGCUGGUCAAAGAGGAGACAAUAGAAGAUGGACCAGAGAGCAUUGAUCUGCUGAGUGGACUAAAGAUGGGAGAGCAAGAUGGUUGGCUGGAGGCUAACAGAGGGGACUGGGCAGCCAUCUUGAAUUCCCAGAACCAGGCGGGUGCAGUUAAGGGCCCAGGGGACAACAUCACUGAGCAGGCCAGGACCAGAGGCGACAUAGUGGAGUCUGCAGUCCAUGAAGACCUGCUGAUAUCUGGUGUUGCUGGCAGGAGAGACUGGGCCUCUGAGGUGGCUGGUCUCAAGCCCUGGCUCUUGAUCAGGACCCUGAACCAGGAGCCGUCGCUCUUCCUUCCCGAGUCGGAACGGGGACGGAAUCGCGAGGGACCGAGACUCCAACACACAGAACACAACCAGUGGACAGGUGGACUGAACAACAGUCCUGGUGGUCAUCAGAGAGACAGAGGAUCCAGUCCGCAGCCCAGACCCUCUUCUUCACAGUCUCAGUGCAGGGAUGAAGUAGGGCCUGGGGCUGAUAGAGAUAGACCCUCCUGUUCCUAUGAUACAAACACCACAGUAUCCAUGAUGAACAGAGCAGGUCACCCUGGGCUUCAGCCUCCACAGAGAGUGGUGGGAGACCCCCCGGGGGAUAGUCUAGCAGCAAGUCUGUCUUCACCUUCAGGGUCUUGUGUAAUGCCUGGUGACUGGGUUCAUAGAAGUCCUGGGUCUGGACCUGGGUCUAGCCUUCCUCAGCUACCUCAUAGUUACCCCACCAAUACAGACAGGGUCAGGAUGGACGUUCACCACAAGAGGUAUCUAGCCUAUAACACAGAACACAAUCCCAACAACACCCAAACAAUGGCUAGAGGUCAAGGAGGGAGCUCAAAGACUAACCACCUGAGGGUGGUGGCUCCUGCUUCUACCUCCUCUGGUGUCAUUGGGUCACAACGUGGGAUGCCGAGCAUUAGCACAGACGAAGACAAGCCAUACUCCUGCCCCACGUGUGGGAAGCGCUUUGCAAAGGCGACCUAUGUGAAGAAGCACCAGACCAUUCACAUCAAGGAGAGGCCCUUCAAGUGUAAGCUGUGUUACAAGAGCUUCUCCUUCCUGAGUUACCUUAUCAGACAUAGGAGUGUCCACAACAGGGAGCAAUCAUAGCAUUGGGUCUUGAGAUGUACACAGGAGAUAUCUGGAAACUAUUAUUUAGCUGAAAUAUUAUAGUUAUCAUGUGAAAUGUCCUUGAGUUUUGGGUGGGGAUUACCAAAUCCCUCAGUUGAGCAUCUGGAUAAACUCACAUUCUCACAUGAUAAGACUUGUUUGGUGUGCUGGCAUAGCCAAAACACUGUCAUGUUACUGAAGAGUAAUACUAUAUUUCCCCUCUGAAUUUGGUUUUGCUUAUGUUCUGUUCAUAAUAAAUAUGUCCCUCUUUUAUAUAACACCUUUAUCCCCCCCCCACACACACAAUCAGGUUGUACCUGUUCCUUUAUGUACUAAAAAUAGGUGAUCAAAAUACACCCUCUUUUUAUAACACCUUUAUAACAAGCCAGGUCUGCUGAGAUGACCCUGAGGUCAUGCUUUCAUUGGGGAAGAGGUCCAAAAACAACCCCUUACUGUGUCCCUUUCCCCUAUUGCCCUCCCAUGACACUGGGUAGUAGGUAGGAGUUCUCCUUAAUCAGAUAUUUUUCAUCCUCCCCUCUAUCAUCUUCCAUAUAUGUUAUGUGUAUUAUUGUUAUGCAUCUCCCAUGAUUGUAGCAAACAUUGCCACUCAAUAAUUGACUUCCCCAGCCACACAAGUCAUUGCCUGACGAAUCAAACUGAAUUAUUCCGCUGCUCUAUCGUUCGCUACGUACUUCAGUCUGAGACGGCCAUCAUUGAAGUCGUUUGUGGUGACAUCAAAGUGAGGGGUGUUUUACAAAACAAAGUCAUCGGCAAUUGGAUCAUUUCUAACCAAUCGGUAUCAAAGCCAAUGACGAAUUUUCAAAACGUAGCUUUACCCAAUGUGUGUUCUGGCUCUGGCCCGACCCAUCGGUUUCUGCGACCAAUCAGAACGGUUAGAAUGUUUGCGUUUUAGAAAUCGUCAGGGAGGUACUCUGAUAGCGUUUGGCCGGAGCAAGAAGUUUGAGUAGCCAGGCAAAACAAGUCACACUCAAAGUAAGCUGUAUUUAUACUGCCGUAUGUCACCAUGUCAAUGGCCUGAAGGCUUAAGGUCUUGUGAUGACUGGGGUAAAAUAUUAAACAUGAACGAAUGUGCACCUGUACUUGAGAUUGCAGACUGACUGGAUGGCUCUACAAACUGUUUAGGAGGGUAACUAACCACAUGCCCCUCAUUAACCCUUUGUUAACUUGUCAUUUGAAAUGGGUUUGUGUGAACUGUUUUUAGAGAGACAGUAAACCUAGGCUAAAACAAGGUCAGUUGAAUAUUUACCUUACUGAGGUGAUGUAGAUGGAAUAAAGUCACUCUUUUCUACUCUA
Salmo salar (Atlantic salmon) is the source of this 3496-nucleotide messenger RNA. Lineage: Eukaryota; Metazoa; Chordata; Actinopteri; Salmoniformes; Salmonidae. The record is from RefSeq and is a predicted model, not a curated record.